AGAAGAAUGUCGGGACUCGAACACAACCGCCGAAUUCUGUGCCUAUAAAAAGCGCUCUCUCUUGGCCUUACGAAAAGCUCUUUUAGAGAGAGAAACUAAAACCAGCGAAUAUGGGAGGGUGUGCGACCAAGCCCAAGGUCUUGAAGGAGGCCCCGGCUCCCGAGCCGGCUAAGGACCAGAAGCCCUCGGCCGCUCCCGAGCCGCCUGUUGUUGUCGAGACGCCUGUUGUUGUCGUUGUUGGUGUUACCGAGGGUGAUGAGAAGAUUGAUGCCAAGGAGAAGGAGGUAGAGGGCGAUAAGGUCAAGGAGAUUGUUGACGAUGACAAGGUUGACGACCAAGACAGCAAGCGCCGUUCCCUCAGCAUCUUAUUCAAGGAGAAUGCAGAAGGGAAAGACUCAACAGGAGAUGGGAACCCUGCAGUGGAGACACUAAAAGAAGAACCCCCGGUGAAUGUAAAACCUACAUAUGAAUCUGAAACAACGGUUUUAGAGGUUGAAAAAACUGUAAUUCCGGUUGAACAGACCCCUGUCCCUGAAGUUGUUGAUGCUCAAAAGCCUGAAACUCCAGUUCAACAGAGUACUCCUGUCUCAGAAGUUGUUGAUGCUCAAAAGUCUGAAACUCCAGUUCAACUCUCAGAAGUUGUAUAUGCUCCUGAAAAGGCCGAACCGGAGAAAACGACUGAAAGUACUGCAGCAGCUGAAAAUAAAACAGAAGUCCCAGAUGUUGUUGCCGAGGAUCAUACCAAGACUGAAAGACACAAGGCAGUUGAAGCCGUAGAAACGACGUCCGAGGAAAAGAAAACAGAAGCACUGGAUGUUGGCAGUGGUAAAGAGGAGGCGAAAGCACACAAGGCAAUUGAAGCUGAAGUAGAUACUACAGAGACACACAAUUAUGGCACGUCUGAAGAAAAGAAAACAGAAGCAAAGGGUAGGGCUGAAGAGAAAGCCAAUGUGUGAUAGGAGGGUCUUCAAAGAUCCAUGUUAGGCAGGACUUGAAGUGAUGCAUAUUUGUCUGUUUAUUCUACGGGGAAGGUUGCAGGAAACCAAGGAUCGUUCGCUGCUUCAUGGCAACUUAUUUAUUUAGAGGAGUUGUUUCCUUCACUUUGUUACAUGUCAUUUUUCUUUUCAUUUGUUCUUUGUUUUUUGUUUUUUUCAUAUAUUUUUCUUUUUUUUUUUUUUUUUUCGUUUUUCAUUUUUCCUCUAUAGAGAUAUGGGACUGUUAGGUUAUAUGUUCGAGUAUAGAUUGUUUUUUCUGCACUAUUUUCACAUGUCUGCUAUUCCUUUCUUCGUUUAUCUUCCUGCAUCUUGGAACUCGAAAGAGCUUGUAAAAGGGAGACUUGGAAUUGUAACCAUUUAGUGAGAAUAAUAACCAUAUGAGUUAAUUAGUUACAAA
Molecule: messenger RNA, 1392 nt
Organism: Alnus glutinosa
Lineage: Eukaryota; Viridiplantae; Streptophyta; Magnoliopsida; Fagales; Betulaceae
Exons: 2
Coding region: 111-956 (281 amino acids)
Source: RefSeq, a predicted model, not a curated record